This is a messenger RNA of Saccostrea echinata, 735 nucleotides long. Its product is annotated as perlucin-like. Gene Ontology annotation, molecular function: signaling receptor activity. The record is from RefSeq and is a predicted model, not a curated record. The coding region runs from base 1 to 735 and encodes 244 amino acids. The transcript has 8 exons. NCBI's taxonomy places the organism in Eukaryota, Metazoa, Mollusca, Bivalvia, Ostreida, Ostreidae.
AUGGUUAGGCCCAUAACAGAGUAUGCCAGCGUAGUAUGGGACCCAGUCACACAGAAGGACAUCAACAAGAUCGAGAUGGUCCAGAGAAGAGCCACCCGUUUUGUCUACGUGAAUAUUUUGAUUUUAACGGCACGCUUCUGCUGGGCAUGCGGAGCAAAUAAAGUCUGCGAUAAUACUCCAGAGGAGAAGUUUAUUCUUCUGAAUAAGUUAAGACGAUCAGGUGAGUGCAAACGAAAAACACAAGAAAUGCAGAGGCGAGACUGUUAUAUGGAAAACUUACAAGAGCUAGAUGAAUCCUUGCGUAUCCUGAAGAACAAUCACUGUUGCAACGUGGGCUGGGUUCAGUUUCAAAACAAAUGUUACCUGUUCAGCCAUACAACUGAAACCUGGUCGGAUGCCGCAAGUGUUUGUCGAGUAUUCAACUCAAUUCUAGCUGAGCCAAGAAGUGAAACUGAAUCGAAAUUUUUGAUCGGUCACAGUCAAGGCCAAGGAGGCAACUUCUGGAUUGGCAUAUCUGACAUCAUAGUGGAAGACAGAUGGGAAUAUUCUUCUGAUCAGAGUGUCGUAACCAUUAAUCAAUUUUACCCAGGGGAACCCAAUGAACAUAUUACUGGAAAUUGUCUCAUUUUGUGGGAGGCCUAUCAUGGACUGUGGGGGGAUUAUUAUUGCUCAAAACCAAAUAAAUUCAUCUGUGAAACAGACAUAAGGUCACAUGAGACGGAGAUCAUUGGAUGA